ACAAUUGCCCCCUGCACCAUACAGGCACCUUCCUCCACCUGACCUUUGCCCCUUUGAUGCUUUUAAAUACUUAUUACAACAUGCUGUAAAAACAAACUCAUCUUUUCAUCCAUUACUUGACAAAUUCCUGCAAAGCUUAUUUCUCUCCUGAGCUGAAAGCAUUUCAUCUCCUUCUACUAAUUGGAAAAGAAUUAAGGCUUCUGUUUUCUCGUCUUGUUGAGAUAUACUCGACCAUGUCUCAUCACGAUCAACCAGAGAGCUCCAAAGACAUGCAUACAAUAUCGUAUAACGAGUUAUUCUUUACAUUGCUUCACAUUUUAUUAUGUGGAUUGUUUUUGGAUAAGGUCAGUGACUUGCAGAAAUUUUUCUCAAGCUUUUGGUUCUCUCUUCGAUCCAAACAUAGCUUUGGUAACUCAAAAGUUUGGGAAGAGAACAAGAACCAAGAUUCUGAGUCGUCCAACCAGCAGCGUUACUUUAACAAGAGAGAUGAUAGGAACCUCAGCAGAGAUGAGGUGGAGAUGGCGAUGGGGAAACUGGGACUUUUUUGCAGCGGAGAAAGUGAGGAGCUCCAAGAAUCGAUGGGUUCUGAUGAGCUUUCCCAGCUGUUUGAUGAGAAGGAGCCAAGCUUAGAGGAAGUAAAGGAAGCUUUCGAUGUUUUCGAUGAGAACAAAGAUGGGUUUAUUGAUGCUCAAGAGUUGCAGAGUGUCCUCCAAAAAUUGGGGCUGAGGGAAGAAUUUUCACAGGAGAACUGCAGGGAAAUGAUCAGAGCCUAUGAUGAAAACAGAGACGGAAGAAUAGAUUUCAAUGAAUUUGUAAAAUUCAUGGAGAACAUCUUUUCUUGAAUAUACAUUUGGAAACAUCAAAAGCACACAAAUUUGAUAUUUUGCAUCUCUUUUCCUCUCCCCCUGAACCCUCUCUCAUUCUGAUAUAUAUAUUUUUUAAUUUUUUGCCUCCUAUGUUAUUUACAAUACAUAGUAAAUAUAUAGUAUUAUAGAGAAUGUUCCUUUGACCAACAAACUCAAUAUGCUCAAGUAUUGCCAUGAAGGCUAACAUGGUC
Messenger RNA from Manihot esculenta (cassava), 1057 nucleotides. RefSeq names its product probable calcium-binding protein CML46. The record is from RefSeq and is a predicted model, not a curated record. Gene Ontology annotation, molecular function: calcium ion binding. The transcript has a single exon. The coding region runs from base 234 to 842 and encodes 202 amino acids. NCBI's taxonomy places the organism in Eukaryota, Viridiplantae, Streptophyta, Magnoliopsida, Malpighiales, Euphorbiaceae.